CUCCAGCCAGCAGACUGCCACCACCUCGUCCGACCGAACGCUCGACGCAGCUGAAUCACAAAGAUGGCGGCCUUCAUAAAAGCAAUCAAUGCGAAGAUUCGCUCCAACAAAUACACCGAUUACAUCUGCUCCACACACUUCUGGGGCCCGGUGUCGAACUUCGGUAUCCCCAUUGCCGCAGUGAUGGACACACAAAAGUCUCCCGAGCUCAUCUCCGGCACCAUGACCGGCGCCCUCACCAUCUACUCGGCGACCUUCAUGCGCUACGCCAUGGCCGUCAGCCCUCGAAACUACCUCCUCUUCGCAUGUCACUUUGUCAACGAGGGGUCCCAGCUCACGCAGGGCUACCGGUGGUAUAACUGGCACUACAAUGGUGGCCGCGAAAAGGCGAUCACGUCGGGCGAGCUCGUGCUGGAGAAGGCCAAGGAGGGCGCCGAGAAGGCCAAGGAGAGCGUCAAGGAGGGCGUGCAGAAGGUGGAGGCGGCGGUGAGCAAGUGAGGGAGGGAGUCCUCUAUAGUGAUGAUAUCUGCGAAGAGCGGGGAGGAUAAGGGGGUAAAAAGAGCAAUAGCUAGGAUGGGCACUGUGUACUCUGCAGAAUCUAAAACUCUCUCUGGUAGUGUGGCUGGUGGUGUGAAGGGACAGCCGGUCAAUGCGGACUGCCCCAAGGGUAGUAGGCAGCUGUCGGCGGAUUGAAGGAAAGGGUCCUCCCCUCAGUGACCUUAUGGUGCAGAGUGGCAGGGGCACCACUUGGGUUGUAUCAUAACGGGCGCGUGCUGCUUUGUAUCAUGCGAUGCAGGCCUGACUUGGCGAGCCUCGACACGUCAGCAGCAAGUAUUAUUUUAAACUUUCCGACAAUCAUCUUGAGUCAUCCUUUUCAAUAG
Cryphonectria parasitica EP155 is the source of this 881-nucleotide messenger RNA. RefSeq names its product UPF0041-domain-containing protein. Gene Ontology annotation, biological process: pyruvate import into mitochondria. Gene Ontology annotation, cellular component: mitochondrial inner membrane. NCBI's taxonomy places the organism in Eukaryota, Fungi, Ascomycota, Sordariomycetes, Diaporthales, Cryphonectriaceae. Bases 64 to 498 code for a protein of 144 amino acids. The record is from RefSeq and is a predicted model, not a curated record. The transcript has 4 exons.